AUGGAAUUAGAACGAAGGGAGAUGUUACUAGAGGAACUCGCCCACUUUGUGGAGGAUGCACAAGACAGCGGUUGUCUGACUUUGAACACCUUCACCAAGAAAAUUUUUGAAGAGAUCGCCGCGGAGUUGCAUAAGCGCUUCCCAAACCACCGGCCAUUCUCAGAUGUCGAUAUGUAUGUUAUAUCUGAUGAUCUGCCUUUUGGCUGCAAUGAUGAUGCUGUGUAUUUUGUUGUAUCCCUAUUUUUUGUUAAGGACGACCCCAAAUGCAAGAAAUUCAGGGAGCAAGGGGUACCGCACUAUGAGGAGUGUACGAAUUUGUUUUCAAAGACAACAGCUACAGGCGGUUAUCGCGUUGAAACCUCUGUUGUUGCCAGAGACUCUGAUCAAGAAAGACAAGUUGAGCAACAUUUUCGCGGUACAUCGGUGCACAAAAUUGGUGGUGUGACUGCAACAUAUGAGGCUCGUCGUGUCCAUGAAGCUGGUGCAUCCUCCAGAAAAAGUGGAAAGGGGAAAAGGUCACUUCACUCCGGUGGGAGUGAAGGUAGGCUUUCAAAGAAAAGUUGUGAUGAACAAAUGGAUGUGGCUGUUGCCUAA
This is a messenger RNA of Oldenlandia corymbosa var. corymbosa, 594 nucleotides long. The record is from the annotation of a GenBank genome assembly. NCBI's taxonomy places the organism in Eukaryota, Viridiplantae, Streptophyta, Magnoliopsida, Gentianales, Rubiaceae.